CUUGUCAAAAUCAAAUCUAAGAGAAAAUCUAAGCCCGCAAUAGGAUGCUUGCAACUCCCCUUCGCCACAGGAUCUUCACCCCCAUCAAACAUCCUUACCAGCCAUCCACCACACCGCCGCUGCGCUACCACUGCUCCGCCCUUCACGAAUGGCGAAAUACCCCAAUCAACGAAAACCGCAGCUGGGGUCCGGUCGGCCCUCAGCCGUCCGAUCUGCGCCCAACGCCAUCUUCCGGCGACGAUUUCACCGUCUCAUUCUCCUCCCUCGCUGAUUACGCCGCCUUUAUCCUCUCCACCCCCGAUCCGCUCCUCAAGUCUCGUAUUUCUCACCUGGCUUUCUCACGCUGGCGUAGCCACAGUCUUCCCGUCGGCUCGGUUUUACCGCCAGAUCAUCCCGCCCGUCCGGCGAGACCCGUUCAGGUGCCUCCGAAGGAGAUUCCAACACAUAAGAGCUCGGGCCUGCCACUCAACGUUUACUUGCUCCAUAACUUAGCUCAUGUGGAGCUUAACGCCAUGGACUUGGCAUGGGAUACCGUGGCUCGGUUUUCCACACUUUAUGAUUUGCUCGGAGAUGAGUUCUUUUCUGAUUUUGCUCAUGUUGCAGAUGAUGAAAGUCGGCACUUUGAAUGGUGUUCGCAAAGACUAAAUGAGCUUGGUUUCAGCUAUGGAGACAUGCCUGCACAUAACUUUCUAUGGAGAGAGUGCAAUAAAUCCAGUGGAGAUGUUGCUGCACGACUGACAGUUAUACCAUUGGUUCAGGAAGCUAGAGGUCUUGAUGCUGGGCCUAGACUAGUUCAGAAGCUGAUUGGAUUUGGAGAUCACAGGACAUCAAAUAUUGUAGCAAAGAUAGCCGAGGAAGAAGUUGCUCACGUCGCUGUUGGUGUGUUCUGGUUCACCCUGCUCUGUCAAAAGAUGGGCAGAUCCCCAUGUGAUACUUUCAAAGAUUUGUUGAAGGUGCAUGGUGUUGAAUUGAAAGGCCCCUUCAACUAUGCAGCUCGUGAUAAAGCUGGGAUGCCACGUGAUUGGUAUGAUGAUAAUUCGCUACUUCAUGAUGGAGCCAAGGAAAGACUUUCAGAGGUCCAUGUCAGGCUUGCAGCCAUUAUUGCCAUGGAGCAAGAGAACUCAAAACUUGGAUAGGCAUUUGCUUUGGGAGAUCCAUGCAGAACAUAUGCAGAAAUCUCUCGUGUCUCUUUAUUGUUUUCUCCUUAAACAAAUGAUGAGGGUUGUUGGGCUGCACUUUCUUCC
Molecule: messenger RNA, 1244 nt
Organism: Phalaenopsis equestris
Lineage: Eukaryota; Viridiplantae; Streptophyta; Magnoliopsida; Asparagales; Orchidaceae
Exons: 8
Coding region: 45-1136 (363 amino acids)
Source: RefSeq, a predicted model, not a curated record